AUGUCAACUUUCGCCAAUCUCAAGAAGAUUUGCCUGCCUCGUGCCGGUCGCCCACCUCCAGCACCUGCACAUGACCCAAACGGCGACCCUUUAGCACGACUGGGCACACCGACGUACGCCAUUACCUCACGAUCAUCGACACUAUCCAACGAUCCUCCGCCCUCCUCUUCCUAUCCAACCCUCUGCGCCAGGUCCGAUCUUGCUGCAAUAAAAAGCAUUCUCAACGAAGUUGCAAAUUUCGACGGCCAAGCCUUCUUCUCGUCUACCCACUACAAGGUCUUAAACAACGCCAUGAGCCAAGUUUCAAGAGAACAACAGACGUCCUCGAUCAUCAUCUGUAGAGUUCGCGCUUGA
Messenger RNA from Cyclocybe aegerita, 354 nucleotides. NCBI's taxonomy places the organism in Eukaryota, Fungi, Basidiomycota, Agaricomycetes, Agaricales, Hemipholiotaceae. The record is from the annotation of a GenBank genome assembly.